This is a messenger RNA of Aphidius gifuensis, 2326 nucleotides long. RefSeq names its product probable cyclin-dependent serine/threonine-protein kinase DDB_G0292550. Bases 150 to 932 code for a protein of 260 amino acids. Lineage: Eukaryota; Metazoa; Arthropoda; Insecta; Hymenoptera; Braconidae. The record is from RefSeq and is a predicted model, not a curated record. The transcript has 5 exons.
AAAAAAAACAAACACAUGAAUGUACACACACGUGUAUCCAGCUCAUCAAUAUUUUAAUUACUUAGUAAAGUAACUUAGAUGUAAAGUUUUAUAAAUAUAAAUUUUUAUAAUAAUUACAAGUCAGUAUGUAAAACGUAAUAUAUGAUAAAAUGUGUACGAAUUUGUUCAACGUCGAGGGUAAACCAUUGAAAUUUUAUCUUGAAACAUUCAAAUGUUUUGGUAUUUUAAUAAAGGAUCAUGGUGGCAUCAUUGUUGAAGAGCCAGAUAAUGACACUUAUACAUUAACUGAUCCAAAUUUACAAAUUAAACAAGAGCAACAAGUUGAACGUUAUCACAUUGAAUUUGCAGUUGAAUCAAUUCAUCUGGGUAGACUUCUUGACAUAAGAAAAUUCAGAAUAUCAGAUAUAGAUUCAAAGAAUCAAGAUGGAAAAAUGAAUAAUACAAUUGUCAAAUCAGAGCCAAAUAUUCAACAAUCAACACUUGUAUCUGAUAAUAAUGAAAAAUUAAAAAAUAAUGUUGUUUCAAUACAACAAACAUCCCCAGAAACUUCCACAACUAAAAGAAAGCUACGUAGUAAUUUAAAAGAAAUUGAAAAAAAAUUACCACGUUUAAUAAAACAAAGAAAAAAACGUACUAAUAAAAAUAACAAAGAUUUAUUAAAUUUAAAUAAACAAACAAAUCAAGUUACAAAUAAAAUUAUUGAACAAAUUGAUAAUAUUAUUAAAAAUGAAACAGAUAAUAAUUCAAGUGAAAAUAGUUCAACUGACAAACCAAUAAAUCAUGAAAAUAAACUUCCAAAUAAUUUGUCAAGUAAACUUCCAAAAGAACUUCCAAAUGAAAUUUUAAAUGAUGAAAAAAAUGUAUUAAUAUCUGAAACAAUUAAUGGUGAUAAAAAAAUAAUAUACGUUGAUGAUGAUGAUGAAGAUAUAUAGAAAAUAAUGAUGAUAAUUGAUACUGUUAAUGAUCCAUUGUGGAAUGGUAAACGUUCAAGAAUAACAAAUAAUGGUGAUAUUGAAUAUAAAUCAUUAGAAGAUUCAAUAAAGAAAAUAAUGAUGAUACUGUUAAUGAUCCAUUGUGGAAUGGUAAACGUUCAAGAAUAACAAAUAAUGGUGAUAUUGAAUAUAAAUCAUUAGAAGAUUCUGAUUAUCGUGAUCCAAAACAAUUUCAUCAAGAUCUAAUGGGAAUUGGAAAACCAAUUAAAAAAUUUGAACAAGAUGCUAUGAUUGAUUAUUUGAUUAAAUCAAAUAGAAUUUUAAGUGCAACAUCAACAAGUGCAUGGACAACAAUGCAAGAAAGUGAACAACUACUUAGAUAUCGUCAUGUUGAAUCACUUAAAUUACAUUUAAUUAAAAAAAUUCUACCAAGAAUUGACGAUUGGGAAUUACCACCAGAUAUUCAUAAUCAAUUUGUCAAUCUUUAUCAAAUGACCAAGAAGAGAAAAAAACAUCAAAAAUAUAGCCAUUUAAGUUAAUUUUAAAAAAUAUAUAAAUAAUUAUUUUAUCAAUCAACAAAAAAACAUAAUUAUUUGUGAUUGAUUUAUCAUUAAAUUAUUAACAUCACAAAUAUAAUCAUCACAUUAGUAUAAAUAUAUAGGUAUAGGUAUAUUAUUUUUUUCGUUUUUUAAAAUUAAAUAUCAAUCAAUUUUAUUAAAUAAAUAACAAUUAUUUCAAAAUUACUUAAUCAUAUAAAUUUUAUUGCUUAAAUUAAAUUCAACAAAAAAUUUAUUAUUUUAACGAUUCUCAAAAUAUUUCGAUUAAUGAAUAUUAUAUACUUAAAAUUAAAAAAAAAAUAGACUGCUAAUUAUUAAUUUAUUAAAUAUAAUAAUUGUUCUUAAAUAUUCGUAUUAUUAUUUCUAUUUAAACAUUAAUUUGUGAAUGUAAUUUUUUGUUUUUUUUUUUAAUUAACCAAGUCGUGGAAUAAAAAAGAUUCUUGCAAUUGACAUUUCAUAGUUGAUUGAUUUUUUAUUUUCUAAAACUUCAAUUUUAGGUUUUGAAUUAUCAAGUAAUUUAUCAACACAUGUAUUAUUAAUAAUUUGACUAUUAAUACAAGAAUCAAAUUGAAUACUUAAACUUGUAACUGAUUUACGAUGUUCUUCAAUUAUAUCAUCAAGACAAUAAUUAAUUUUUGAUGAUAAUAAUUUAUUAUUUUGUUCUAAUUCAUAUUGAAUAUCUUUAUAUACAUUUUCAUGUCUAUUUGAUAAAAAUUCAAAUUCAUCAAUACAUGAUAAAAUCAAUUGUAAUGAUGAAUAAUUUUUGUAACACAUUUCAAAUGAUAAUUUUGUCUGAAUUUUCUGUAAUUUAAAUUAAAUAAAUUAUUAUUUUAUAAA